AUCUGGACCGGGAUCUGACAAUAUGGACUGCUUUCCCCUGCACAAAACAAGGGCCAGUAAAGACCCCCUUUUCCUGACCGGAGUGACCUUCCCUUCGGAGUCUCCCGCUAACCCCGAGACACUGGUGAAGCUGACGGUGUAUGACGCAAAAGACAAGAGCCAGGAGUCUAGCUGCUUCCUGGGCACGGCCACAUUUUCCAUAGGCGACCUCCUGAGGGCAAAAGAUGAACGGCUAACCUUAAGUCUCAGGUCAUCCGAUGGUGAGUGUGCAGCGGGGACAGUGGUGGUGAGCCGUCUGAAAAUGGGGGAGAUGGAGGAGGUGGACGUGGACCACAUCACCACAGACACAUCCACUCAGAAGUGUCCUCUGGUCUGUGAAUCCGCCUCCCAUGUUUGUCUGGACAGAGAGACCAACCCACUGUCAGGACCCGUGUUCAAGAACCCGGUGUGUAAGGUGUACAGAUUCCAGACCACGGACAGUAAGUGGAUGCUGGUUCGAGAGCAGAUGGAGGAGUGCACGUUGUCUCUGAGCGUCCCCAAACAGCUCAUCAGCCUCUACAUUCAGGAAGACAUGGCCCGGGUACAGGACCUGAAGGAGCUGGGGGACCUCUCUCCUCACUGGGACAACCUGAGGAAAGAAGUGAUGAACCGCUAUGGAGGAGUCAUCAGCUCAUACCAGGAGACACUCACGGAGAUGGACAAGAUCACAGGUUCGUUCAAGCCAAGCUGCUGCAAAGCUCAGAAGUCACUGGAGUUCAUCCCGAUAAACCUGCACACACAGAGGAUGAGGGUGACGUGCCCCAGGAAAACAGACGCUAUCUAUGACAUCAUCACUGUUGGUGCUCCUGCCGCCCACUUCCAGGGCUUCAAGUGUGGAGGUCUUCAGCGCCUUCUCAGCAGAUAUGAAGCAGAGAAGAAAAGCUUCAGCACUGCCUACCAGUGUAUCUACUACUCCCCUGAGCACACGGCCAAAGCCCAGGAGGUCCUGAGCUCCAUGAGUCUGCUCCAGCCGCUCAUCACGGACCUGUCGGAGCAGCUGCUGCAGGCCGCACACCGACGCUCCUCCUCUGAGCUCCAGGGGGCGCUCAAGAACCUCUCAGACAAGACGGAGCAGUUUGUCCACACGCUGAAAGACGAGCUGGUGAAGAGCGCCCUCUUGGCUCUUCACGCCGCGCGACCCGCCCAAGUCCACCACGGCUCCGACCACAAUCAGAGCUCUCCCCAGACGCUUCGCACGGGCCACAGUCCGGCCGCGGAGAGCCCCAAAGUUUGUAAUAACGUGGACACAUCUCAAACCAGCACAACGGGAGAGGCUGGAACUGUGACCCCGAAACCCGACGCGAUUCCACAUCAUAAAGAGUACGACGAGGAGGAAUGGGACAGAGUGUGGGCCAGUGUAGCCAAAUGUCUCAACUGUGUGAUUGCCAUGGUGGACAAGCUCCAGGAAGAGGAGAAGAACAAGCAGGACUCGACCCCAGAGAAACAGCUCGCAGACGUCAUCACAUCACACAACCCUGGCGACUGGAGGGAGCAGCUGAGCCCAUUGGUCAGCCGCCUGCAGGACUGUGUGAAGGAGGUGGUGGACCAAGCCAAAAGAGCCAUGACUUUUGUUCUUCUACAGGAAGCAGCUUGCAGCGUUCCACAGGGUUUCCUCCUCCAAACGCGCAGGGAUGUGGUCUUCAGUCAGGCGCUGGCCGCUCUGGUAUGUGGUUUUGUCAUGAAGCUGUACGCAGCAGCUCAGGACAAAGGCUUCCUGCAGCAGCUGGAGCUCGUCGGACUCGUGGCCCAGUUUGAGAGUCUCCUCAGCACCUACAGUGAGGAGAUCGGGAUGCUCGAGGACAUGGAAGUGGGAAUAUCAGAUUUACGGAAAGUCGUCUUCAAGAUCACCCAGGCCAAGUCUGAAGAGCUGAGUGAUCUGCAGCCCUACGUGUGUGGCAGACGAGACCACUUUACCGUAGAAGUGCCGUUACCGUGCCAGCUGUUCCAGACGCUGCCAGAGGAGCUGAGAGACGGCAGGCCUGUACAGGUUUACCCGCUGCUGUUCAACGUGGGCAUCAAUGAACAACAGACGAUAGCAGAGAGAUUUGGAGACAUCUCUUUGCAAGAACGAAUAAACCAGAAGAACUUUGAGAUUUUAGAAGCCUAUUAUAAAUUAUUAAGCGAUACGGUGCCGUUAGAAUGUCUACCAUGUUUUCAGACCCACAGAGAUAUAAAGGAACUACUUGAAAGCCUGGGCCAGAAUGUAGUGACGAAGAAGAGGAAGAAUGUGGAGAUCCUCUGGCUGGCAGGAGCGAUCUGCCGGAGGUUGAAUGGCAUCAGGUUUACCAGCUGUAAAAGUGCCAAAGAUCGGACGUCCAUGUCUGUGACUCUAGAGCAGUGUGCCAUACUGCGAGACGAACACCAGCUCAACAAGGACUUUUUCACCCCGGCCCUCAACUGUAUGCGAAGAGAAGGAUGUCGGAUGGAGAAUGUCCAAAAGAACAUCCGGGGUCGGAAAUACGCCUUUAACAUUCUGCAGCUCAUGGCCUUCCCCAAAAUCUACAGACCUCCAGAGGGCACCUACGGCAAAGUGGACUCCUAAAACUUCUGCUGAUGUAUAUACUGUAGGUGCUUUUCAGAUUGUAAAACGCCAUGCUCUCAGAUGGAAGGCAAGGGCCAGUUUAUCUUUUGAUUUCAUUGUACUUCGCCAUGAAAUAUUCAAAAGGUAAAUUCGCAAAUGUUGAAGCUGAUCAUUUCUCGCUGUAUUACAACACAAAUCUGCAUUUUAACUGUAUUUAUUUUAGCUGACCCACAUCUGCGUUAAAAUACAGGACUACAGAACGCUUUUAUGUCAUUCCAGUCAUCAUGCUGGUGGUUUUCUACAUGUAUGUCUAUGGCGGAAUAUUCAGGAGUUUCCAUGUUGACACACAUUACACAAAAGCACUGCCGAAAAAGUUUUAAAAUAGUCUGAAAACUCACUGCGACACAUUUUCAGGAGCUCGUGAUCAAUAUGAGCGUUCGUGGUCCUGUUUCGGUGAGAGACUCACUGAAAAACUGUUUAUCAGCCCAACUGUUGUAGUCAGCAAAGUUCUUUUUGGUCAGAUUAUGUUAAAAUAAAGCUCAGAUCAAUCUAACGAAGCCGACAGAGCAGUGCCUACAGUUAGCAUCACACCCCCAGGGAAAGUUGGUAAAGUAUCAGUAUUCAGUCACUUUGAAUAAUGGCCUUUAUUUGUCCAUUUCUUCACAAUUUCUACAUUCGGGUGGUCCAAAACCUUUUUUUUUCUCCAGAUCAGAGGUUCCCCAAACUUUUUUUUGUGGGGACCCAUAUUUUAAAAGCCCCAAACCUUCACGACCCAAGUCAAUAGACAUUAUUUAUAAUUAUUGAACAUUAAUGAGGAUAUUUUAUUGUUGACUGAGUGACUUGUGUCUCUACAAUUAGUAUUUUUCAAGUUUUAAACAUUGAAAAACAGUAAUUGAAGCAGCAAUAAAAGGAUCCAUAAGUCGCCUAUUUGGACAUUACGUGUAGCCCGCUUUUUCUUUUUCAAUUGAACCAGCAAUAUAGGAACAAAAUAGUCAAUAAAAUAAUUACAAAAAGAUUAGAAAUUAUGCAAAACAUGCCUUAACAUGUCAACAUUUCUAAUGAGAUAGGUGGACCUGUCUGUGCUUUUGUAGCGUUUUCCAGUCCGGGUGCAGGAGGAGCGCGCAGCAGCAGAUCAGGCGCAGCGUUCGGUCUGUUUCUGAGCUUUGUCUUCUUUUUUGUGAGCACAGAAAAUCCCAGUUCACACAUACAAUACAUAUAGUAGUGAAAGGAAUAAGCGUAGAAACACUGGCCCUACUGAGGACAGGAUAUUCUGACAAAAUGCUGAUCCAGAACGACGAUAAGGUCACAGAUCCAUAUCGCCUUUGCAAAGUGCGAUCAUUUGUCAGAACUGAAUAUCGCAGACCGACAGGCAGAUCAUGACAAGGCGACUCAGUCUUUGGGAAACAAUGCUCUAGAAGAACCCUACAUUUGGUUCCAUAUCUGGCCAAAAUGUUUGGGUCAAAAUUUUAUGCAAAGUAAAAUUGAAAAUUGCCCUAUACUAUAACAGAACCAAAUAAAUAAGGCAUUUUCGAAUCAUUUGUCAUUUUAUUCUGCAAACACAAACUGAAACUUGCAUAAAAAUGACUUCCAUAAAAGGCCAUAAAUGUUGCUUAGAAAUUCAUAAAGUCCAUAAAAAGUUAGUCAAUUUCCAGGAAACAUCAACCUCUAAAACAGGGGUCUCCAACCUUUUUCCUCUGGUGAGUUUCCUUUACAAACAAAAAUGUCAGAGAGCUUCUAAUGUUAGUGGUCGUAAGAAACUGAGACAGUAGAAGAGCCAUGGCGAGCCUUUAAUGGGGUACAGUUAGAUGCCUAUAAUAUAAUCAUUCAUAAACAUUAUCCGUUUAUUAGAGCACAAAUUUGUUUAAUUUAGUAUAAUUUAGUUAUUAAGCACAAUACAUAUAUAUCAGAAAUCCCUUGACGAGCUACAGAUUGAAGACCCCUGCUCUAAAACUAGGGUGGGCAAACUUUUUGACUCGUGGGCCACAAAGGGUUCUAAAAUCUCCAAACCAGGAGCAGAUGGUUGGAGGUUUUUGGUAAUCCACCUCAUAAGAGAAAAAAAUAAAUAAAUGUUUCAUAAUUGAAAAUCAUUACAAAGCAUUACAACAAAAUAUCGCUCUUUCAAGUUCCACGGUAUUUACUAUUUAUUGACUUUUAAAACGCUUUAAAUUAUUAUUAUUAUUCAAUUUCGGCGGGGCAUAAUAAAAAGAUUAAAGGGUCCCCGGGCCGUAGUUUGCCCACCUCUGCUCUAAAACAUCUCCUUUUUCUUCCAAAUGUCUUCCUAAAUCAUCUAAAAACUAAUGCAGGGUUCUAAUCGAGGUUAUCUGAAACUUUAUUUUUCACCACGCUUUGAUGGACCACACUAAUGUUCAUGUUUGUACAAAAGAAUCGAAACUGGACCUGUCCCCCAUCUGUGCUUUACAAACACACAACACACAUUUGGAAGUCUACAUGGAUCGGACCGGGAGACAGGGAGCAGAUCGGAAUAAACAUUGCUGCAUAACAUGAGGAGAGACGGAGGAGGAAAAAAGAGAGAACAAUCCCAGACCAUGCUCCAAUAUCAGUGCAUAGUAUGGGGGAGCGCACAAAAAAACAACACCUCGCACAUCAGUGCAGUCAAAACACAGGACGAACAUUUCACAGGACUAGCAACAGUUUAGAAAAGGGGUGUGGUGUUAACCCGAAGUAGGCAGCAGCCAUUCGGAUCCGCAAAAAUCCAAUCGUGAUCUCAUCCUUGUGACAGUUUUGGUCGUGUGGUGAUUCAUUAUGUCUCCAUUUAAAGGCGCUCUACCUGAUUUUUUUACUGAAAAACAAAUCUAGUUCCUUCAAAAUGGUUUGCGGUGGGCCAAAGUUGUUCCUCACUUACCUUAUCAUUCCGAGUGUCCUAAUUAUUCAGCUUGAUGAGUUUAUAAGCGCUUUCCACAACUCUCACAGACCAAUGCGGAGUUUUGCCGUGACGGUAAAGCCAGCGACAACUAGCAUGCUGAUCUGCACUUUCUGAUUGUUGGGCAAUGACAUGCUUUUGAAUUGGAUGCAGACGGGACGCUGCGAGCUUGGUAAAAAAUCUGGUACAGGCCCUUUAACGCAGCUUAAAUAGAGACACGUUUUACGACCUAUUUCUCCUACUGGUGAGUUUCCGGAAGGCUGUGAGUGAGUGACAGGUGGGCUCAGCCAAUCACAGUGACGUGUGAUCUCUCAGGAGAAGCAGGUGACUUUAUUUAGCUCCUUAAAGAGGGGUAUUAUGCAAAAUGGAUUAAAAAGUUUGAUCUCAUCCAUGCAUGUUUCGGAUUUCUCCUUAAGUUUAGCUGUAAGAUUCUGUGCAGCGCUUCGCCCACAAGCCUACAUCACCCACGCUCCCUCACGACCCCAUCAAACGCAAACCUACACAAAAACUAUGUCAGUUGUUUGUGCCGUUUUGUGCUGCAAAAAGUUUUGUUUGUGUUGCUUUACUUUCUGAUAUACUAACGAUUGUUUU
Molecule: messenger RNA, 6032 nt
Organism: Boleophthalmus pectinirostris (great blue-spotted mudskipper)
Lineage: Eukaryota; Metazoa; Chordata; Actinopteri; Gobiiformes; Gobiidae
Gene: inpp4b
Product: inositol polyphosphate-4-phosphatase type II B
Exons: 20
Coding region: 23-2581 (852 amino acids)
Cellular component (GO): cytoplasm
Molecular function (GO): phosphatidylinositol-3,4-bisphosphate 4-phosphatase activity
Source: RefSeq, a predicted model, not a curated record